AUGCUGAGCCGACUCGCUUGUUCAUUCACUGGAUGUCCUGAAACCUUCAAAUCUCAACGUGGCCGGAUGAAACACAUUUGCACCUAUCAUGGUUCUGUUGACACCAUCCCGAAUCCAACUUCUGCUGACUCAAACCCUCAUUCUGACUCGGACCCCCAAGAUUUCAAUUUCAAUUUUGACCGUGACCUCAUCAAUGAUGACUAUUUCAAUGAUCACAGCCCUCAGCCUGAAGGUCACUCCAAUCGACAUCAAUCACAGUACAUACCUCACCCACAUCUCUGUGGUAAAUGUAAAGUUGAACACUCUCUAGGUGACCCUUGCGACCUUGAAGGCAACCCUCUUCCUCCAAAUGCCCCCAAGCCUGCGCGCUAUGAGAUGUCUGCCCCCAACAUUGAUUUUCUGAUGGAGUUGUGGGCAUUCAAAGCAGCCAAGUAUGAAGAGGACAGCCCAUUUAAAUCUCACUGUGAUGUAUAUGCCACAAUCGAUGUGAUCCGUGCGGGUGAUGUGCCUUGGGAAUGUUUCUCUGUAACACCACAACAUGACCUUGAUGAGUCGGACGUGCCCCAGUGGCAACAGACUGAAUAUCAAGUAUGGUAUCGAGAUCCUGACGCUGUCAUACAGGCCAUGCUGGCGAACCCUGACUUUGCUGGGCAGUUUGAUUAUGCCCCAUAUGUUCAUUAUGACCAGUCGGGGAAGCGUCAUUGGAAGGACUUCAUGUCUGGCAACUACACGUGGCACAAGUCCAUGAAUGGAUCCAUGUACGUUGGAGUCAUCCUUGGAAGUGACAAAACAACAGUAUCUGUUGCCACUGGUCAUGUCAAGUAUCAUCCGUUGUAUUUGUCAAUCGGAAAUCCACAUAAUUGCAUCAGGCGAGCUCACCGUAAUGCGGUCACUCCAAUUGGGUUUCUUGCCAUUCCAAAGGCUGAUCGCAAAUAUGAUAAUGACGCUCAAUUUCGAACCUUCAAGCGCCAGCUUUAUCAUUCAUCCCUGGUGGCCAUCCUCAAGUCACUUGAAGUCAUCUAUGACUUGGCGGCUUUUAUUGCGGACUAUCCUGAACAAGUGAUGCUUGUGGGUAUUGUGCAAAAUUGGUGUGUGAAGUGCACUGCACUGCCUGAGGAUCUUGAUGGGAGCACUGCUGAGCAUCGGUCUCAAGAAUAUACUGAUGUGCUGGUUGAAACUUUCAAUUCGGAUGUGUUGUGGGAUCAGUAUGGGAUAGAUGAUGAUAUUGUACCCUUUACAAACAAUUUUCCACGUGCGGACAUCCAUGAAAUGCUGUCACCAGACCUCCUUCAUCAAGUUAUCAAGGGAUGCUUCAAGGAUCAUCUGGUGACUUGGACUGGUGAGUAUCUGAAGGAAGUCCAUGGUGAGGCAUGUGCCAAUGAGAUCAUCGAUGAUAUAGAUCACCGAAUUGCUGCUACACCAGCUUUCCCUGGCCUGCAAAGGUUUCCUGAGGGUCGCCGCUUUAAACAAUGGACUGGGGACAACUCAAAGGCAUUAAUGAAGGUAUACAUCCCUGCAAUUGUAGAAUAUGUUCCUCCCCAGCUUGUUGAGUGCCUCAGCGCAUUCCUCAAUUUUUGCUACCUUGUACGACAGUCCGAACUUGGAGAAGACUCCUUGGCGGAAAUCAAACAGGCACUACACAAUUUUCAUGAGGCCCACGAGAUUUUUCGUGACUCUGGGGUCCGGCCAAAGGGUUUUGCGCUGCCACGUCAGCAUUCAAUGGUACACUAUAUCCGUCUGAUUCAAGAAUUUGGCGCUCCAAAUGGCCUAUGCUCAUCAAUCACCGAGUCUUGCCACAUCACAGCAGUCAAGAAGCCAUGGUGUCGAUCGAAUCAGUAUGAUGCACUUGGCCAGAUGCUGCUCACAAACCAGUGGCUGGACAAGCUCACAGCCGCACAUGUUGACUUUGUGGCACAAGGACUUCUGCCAGCCUCACAUGCGCCCCCACCCAGGCGUGGCCUUGACUUUGUGGAUGAGGGUAUUGAUAAUGAUGCACCAGACAUCGAAAGAGUCCAAGGAUCGGUUGUUUUGGCACGCACACCUCAACGUGGCUAUCCUCGGACACUCGAGACACUCGCAGUGCAUCUCCAGCAGCCCAACCUUCCCUUACUUGCUCGCGAGUUCCUUUACAGCCAAUUGAACCCUGGCGCAGCUCAGAUUGACUGGAAUCACUUACCACAGAUCGACAGUCCAAUUGCUGUGUUCCAUUCUGCUGUGGCUACUUUCUCGGCACCUAGCGAUAUCUCCAGGACCCAUGGCAUGCAUUGUGAGUUGAUUCGUUGCACUCCAUUGUGGCGUCGGAAGCAUCCACGUCAUGAUUGUGUCUUUGUGGUUGAAGACCAGGAAAAGGCUGGAAUGAGGGGCAUGAUCAUUGGGCGGGUCAAGCUAUUUUUUUCAUUUGCUUUCAAGGGUGUGACAUACCCUUGUGCAUUGAUUGACAGGUUUUCACAGAUGGGGAGAGGCCCAGAUUCAAUGAUGGGCAUGUGGAAGGUGAAGCCCGAGGUUUCUGGGCAGCAUGGGACUCGUGUUCAGUCCAUUGAGCAUGUUGACACAAUCCUUCGAAGUGCUCAUCUCAUCCCCGUCUUUGGCAGCGGUCCCCUCCCUGAUGGUUUUCAUUUUUCUUAUUCUCUUGAUGUGUUUAAUUCUUACUAUGUAAAUAAGUAUGCAGAUCAUCAUGCACAUGAAAUUGUGUUCUGA
Molecule: messenger RNA, 2697 nt
Organism: Suillus paluster
Lineage: Eukaryota; Fungi; Basidiomycota; Agaricomycetes; Boletales; Suillaceae
Exons: 11
Coding region: 1-2697 (898 amino acids)
Source: RefSeq, a predicted model, not a curated record